Sphaerulina musiva SO2202 is the source of this 1903-nucleotide messenger RNA. RefSeq names its product zf-ZPR1-domain-containing protein. Gene Ontology annotation, molecular function: zinc ion binding. Gene Ontology annotation, cellular component: nucleus; cytoplasm. Bases 17 to 1525 code for a protein of 502 amino acids. The record is from RefSeq and is a predicted model, not a curated record. The transcript has a single exon. NCBI's taxonomy places the organism in Eukaryota, Fungi, Ascomycota, Dothideomycetes, Mycosphaerellales, Mycosphaerellaceae.
AAACACACCAGACAUCAUGGGAAUCCCACAAGCAACAGACAUGGUGCAAACCAGCGGCGGGCAGCCUUCUUUGGCCAAGGAUCUCUUCGAGGACAUGGGUCGCAAGGCAGAAGAGGUGUCCAAUAACAACGAUGAGCAGAAAGUGGUCGACGAGAUUGAGAGCUUGUGCAUGAAUUGUCACGAAGAUGGAAUUACCAGGCUGCUGCUCACGAGAAUCCCAUUCUUCCGAGAAAUCGUUAUCAUGUCGUUCAGUUGUGAGAAGUGCGGCUUCCAAAACAACGAGAUUCAGUCUGCUGGCCAGAUUCAGCCCAAGGGUGCGAAAUACGCCUUACGAGUGGAGAAGGAGGACGACUUGCAGCGCAAUGUGGUGAAGAGCGAUGUGUGCGCAUUCAGGAUAGAGGAUGUUGACUUGGAGAUUCCUCCUGGCAAGGGACAGUACUCGAACGUUGAGGGCAUCAUCCGAGCAGUCAAGGAUGACUUGGAGUCGCAUCAAGACGCGCGCAUGCAGCAAAUGCCAGAAGUCGGUGCGAAGGUGGCAGAGAUCAUUCGCACAAUGGAAGACAUGCUCAACGGACACAAAUACCCAUUCAUGAUAUCCGUGGAUGACCCCACUGGCAAUAGCACGAUCGAGCCACGGCCAGGUGAUGCGGCAGGCAAAUGGGCAAAGAGCGAGUAUAUCCGGACAGCAGCACAGAAUGCAGCGCUUGGACUUGGAGACGACGUGCCAGCACCAGGAACUGAAGCACCUGAGACUUCUUUACGGCCCGAAUACCAUUCACAAGGCCUCGUUGGGGGAGAUGAUCCUACAGCAGCAGUACAGGCCAAUAAUGUCGAUCAGGAAGAAGACAUUGUAGAGAAUCAAGUCUACAGUUUCCCCGCAUCAUGUCCCGGCUGCACGAGACCAUGCGCUACGAACAUGAAGAUGGUGAAUAUUCCAUUCUUCAAGCAGGUUGUGCUAAUGUCAACAGUCUGUGAAUCUUGCGGCUACCGAAGUAACGAGGUCAAGACUGGUGGCGAAGUGCCGGAGAAGGGACGAAAGAUUACAUUGAAAGUCAGCACAAAGGAAGAUCUGGCGCGAGAUAUCCUGAAGAGCGAGAGCGCCGCGCUCAGCUGUCCAGAGCUACAGUUGCGCGUGGAGCCUGGUACCAUGGGAGGCCGCUUCACUACCGUCGAAGGCAUUAUGACCAACAUUCGGAAAGACUUGCGAGGACAAGCCUUUGGCCUUGAGGAUGGCGAUGCGGAUCUGCCUGAUGGUUCUGGUGAUUCAAUGGCAUCUGACAGUAAGAAGCAAUGGGAGGAUUUCUUCACACUGCUUGGUGAUGCCAUUGAAGGUCGCAAAGAAUUCACACUCAUCCUUGAGGAUCCUCUUGCUGGCUCAUAUGUGCAAAGCUUGACUGCACCUGAGCCCGAUCCGAAGCUAGAGCUCGAGGACUACACCAGGACGCACGAUGAAGAAGAAGAUCUUGGCUUGAACGAUAUCAAGACGGAAGGCUACGAAGAAGAUAAUGUCGAGACAACAUCAUGAGGGAUGAGAGAGAGAGAGGAUUAUGUGGACCGUGAAAAAGUAGUGCACUACGCAUGGACGAGACAUACUCGAAUCAUGAAGCCAAUGAUACUUGAGAGAUCGAGCGUCUUGACAACGACCGACUCUUGACUCGUUAUCGACAUCGCAGAGAUGACUGUUUUGGAGAACUCGCCUUUUCGAUACUCAUUUGCCUGUUCUGAACUGUGUAGAUCAGAAUUGAAGGGACGGUAUCAAACUUCAUGCUGACGAUAAUGAAUGAAAGACAUGAAAAUCUAGGUAGGUUCAAGCCGCUUCAUAUCGCGGCUGAGGACAGCAAAGGUAAGAUAUAUAUGCUGUCUCCGUGAGUGGUUCCCACCAAGCUUCCAUACCAGAGUCACG